CUCCUCCUCUUCCUCCCCAGUCCCCAUGCUUCACCUGCAGCCUCCUCGGCCGCCGCACGGUGCGCGCACUCACUGCGCAAUGGCCGCGGAGACGCACGUUCCCACGGGCGCUCGUCUCCAGAUGGAUUACGAGGCGAAGAUCUUCGCCCACACCGGCGGCUACGGACGCUACAACCGGAUCGUGGUCGUGUUCAGCUGGUUCCCCAACUUCGCGGUCAUGCUCAAUCUGUUCAGCGACGUGUUCUACACGCUGAUCCCGGACUCGUACCACUGCAUACCCGACCCGCAGCUGCUGCCCUCCGCCUUCCUGCCCAGCAACUUCUCCCGGCAGGGAUACUUGAACCUCACCAUCCCCUGGCUGGAGGGCGCCGGGCUCAGCCACUGUGAGCUCUUCAAGUACCCGCCCAACACCUCGGACUUGUCCCACAACGAGCCCAGGGAGCGGGUGUCCUGCACCAGAGGGUGGGAGUACGUCCACUCCGCGGGGCUGCAGAGCAACUUUGUCACCGAGUGGGACCUGGUUUGCAGUGACUACUGGAAAAUCCCUCUGCAGCACAUCUGCUUCAUGACAGGAUGGAUUCUGGGAUACAUCCUCCUCGGUACUUUAUGCGACUGGUUGGGCCGUCGGUGGGGAUUCCUCCUCUCCAUCAGUCUGUCCUGUCUGUUAGGUGUCGCCGUGUGUUUGUCCAGCAGUGCUGUGGUGUUCCUGCUGCUGCGUCUCUCGCAGGGCGCCAUGCUCGCCGGGGUGCUUUUGUCCUCGUACAUCGCCAGGCUGGAGCUGUGCGAUCCUCCGCACCGCCUCAUGGUUGCCAUGGUCAGCGGCUUCUUCGCCGUGUUCGCCGAGCUGCUGUUGCCGGGUGUCGCCGUCCUGUGCCGUGAUUGGCCCAUUCUCCAGUCUGUGGUCACGCUGCCUCUGCUCCUGCUGCUUCCCUAUUGGUGCUGUGCGUCGGUGUUUCCCGAGUCUCCUCGCUGGCUGCUGGCCACGGCUCAGAUCCCUCGGGCGAAGAGGAGCCUCCAGGAAUUCUCCACCAGGAACGGCGUUUGUCUGCGAGAUGAAAUCUACCCCGGUGAAACCCUGCUGUCAGAACUAGAUUCAGCGUACGGAGAAGACUGUAGACCGAAUUACCAUUCAGUUCUGGAGCUGCGUGAGACUCGCGUUAUCUGGAAGAACUGCCUCAUCCUCAGCUUCACUCUGUUCAUUGGAACGGGCAUCCAGUACUGUUUCACCAGAAACCUGCACGGUUAUUCCACCAACUUCUACUUCAGCUACUUUCUCAGGGUGUUUACCGGCGCGCUCGCCUGCAUCUUCAUCUGUUUGACCGUCAAUCACUUUGGACGGCGCGGUAUUCUUCUGCUCUCGGCAAUCAUCACUGGACUGUCGUCGCUGCUGCUGCUGGCCCUCACUCAGUACCUGCGUGGAGGCCUGGUGUUGGUGCUCUCCGUCGUGGGCCUGCUGUUCUCCCAGGCUCUCGCCAUGCUCAGCGUGUUCUUCGCCUGUGAGGUGAUGCCAACCGUGGUUCGAGGGGGCUGCCUCGGCCUGGUGCUGGCAGCGGGCUGUGUCGGCAUGGCCGCCUCCUCCCUGAUGGAGCUCCAGAAUAACAGCGGCUAUUUCCUCCACCAUGUGAUUUUCGCCUCCUUUGCCGUCCUCUCCGUUCUCUCCAUAAUGCUCCUACCUGAAAGCAAACGCAAGCCGCUGCCCGACUCAAUGAAGGACGGCGAGAACCAGCGGCGACCGCCACUCUUUCUCUCCCGGCCCGACCGGGACAACCUGCCGUUGCUUCGCACCCCACCCUCUAUGUCGGCGUACAACCCUGACAACUAUUCCCGCCUGGUGUCUGCCACCAGGAAGAUGCUGACUAAAGAGAAUUUGCCUUAUCGGAUCUCUGUGCCGGCUCAUUUCCCUCUGCUGCCGGGCAGUGAAACACAGGGACAGGACGACGAGACGCUGGGAGCGGCCGUAAUUUGAGAAGCUCCUCAUCCUCUGUACAAACUUGGAUUAGUCCCUCGUCCUUCUUUGAGACAUACCUCUGAAAGUCUACCAUCCUCCUCUAUUGAAUCAUUGUCUCGGUCACUCCUGGGCAAACUCAGCGGAACUGGCCACAGCUUGGAUGCAGUGCACUUUAGAGUGAUGGCUCCAAGUCUAUCACCUGUCAGCAAUAUAUCAAUGUCUUAUAUUUUACACUUGAAGCUGUUUCUCUGCGAUGGCGUUUUCUCAUGUGGAUUCAGUUGGUUUUUUUUUGUCAUCCAAACCGACGUGAGGCCUAGAAAAGGUUCCCUCUGAACUGUGACUGUGCAUGUUUAGACUGUGUCUGUGUUAUAUAUUCCUUUUUUGUAUUUUAAAUGGUCACACUCCUCUGGUCAGGCCAGUUGACCUCACGCUGCUUGUUUGGAGCAAUUCAAACCAAAUGUUUUGACACCAGUUUCACCAGAGGAGCUCGCUCAACUGUGGGGCUGCCGGCGGUCAUGUGAGCCGCAGCCCUUUGUCCAUUUAUUAGAAAACUCACGCACUUUCCAUUAAGUCUAUUCGUCUGAUUCACCAGCAGUGUCUCAGUGCUGAGAGGAGCCCACGGACACACGGGACGGGUUCAUGCCGUCGUCGUUGUGGAAGCCUUGUGUUAUCCUUGUGAAGCACACAAGAGGGAGCUAUAUGAUGCACUGGCCACUGGCACUGUUUUAUUCCUCAGCUUAUUAAUGGUUAAACCACUAACAACCUCCGAUGAUCUGAAUAUUUCACUCAGAAGUGUCGAUCCAAAUGAGAUUUCCUGUGUUGGAAAAUUUAACACCAGAUACAAACCACAUCAUUCAAAGGUGCUUUUUUUUUAUAAAGUUUCCCUUUGAACACUGAUGACUUUGCAACGUACGAACCACUGUAGCUAGACAAAAAAGUGAAUCGCCUCUCAGUCUUGAUCAUGGAUUGUGUAUUUGUCAUAUUUUUUGAAAUGUGACGCGCUGACACACUGUAAUGUUUUCAAUGCUUCGGAAUUUUAUAGAACCAACCUUAAAUGAAGGGCAUUAGAUGUUUUCACAAGGACAGACUUAAUCCUUUGAGUCUAAAAAAACGAAAAGAAAAAAAAAAUGAAAAUGAGGGCAUUCACAUGCUGAAUGUCCUCAUUUUCAUUUUUUUUUUCUUUCAGUUACUUCAUCACUGGCACUGAAAGGAUGUUGAACUCUACAAGGUCAAGGUUUACUGUGUGUGUGUGUGUGUGUGUGUGUGU
This is a messenger RNA of Scophthalmus maximus (turbot), 3215 nucleotides long. RefSeq names its product solute carrier family 22 member 31 (gene slc22a31). Gene Ontology annotation, cellular component: membrane. Lineage: Eukaryota; Metazoa; Chordata; Actinopteri; Pleuronectiformes; Scophthalmidae. Gene Ontology annotation, molecular function: transmembrane transporter activity. The transcript has 9 exons. The record is from RefSeq and is a predicted model, not a curated record. Gene Ontology annotation, biological process: transmembrane transport. The coding region runs from base 26 to 1966 and encodes 646 amino acids.